Fonsecaea multimorphosa CBS 102226 is the source of this 2745-nucleotide messenger RNA. RefSeq lists its product as uncharacterized. Lineage: Eukaryota; Fungi; Ascomycota; Eurotiomycetes; Chaetothyriales; Herpotrichiellaceae. Gene Ontology annotation, molecular function: RNA binding; ATP binding; aspartate-tRNA ligase activity. Gene Ontology annotation, biological process: aspartyl-tRNA aminoacylation. The record is from RefSeq and is a predicted model, not a curated record. The transcript is spliced from 2 exons. Gene Ontology annotation, cellular component: cytosol; cytoplasm; aminoacyl-tRNA synthetase multienzyme complex. The coding region runs from base 1 to 2745 and encodes 914 amino acids.
AUGUCCAAGGUAAUUGGUGCAAUCUCAAAUUUCCGCGACAAAAUCUCUCACCACAAGCAUGAGCUGGGUGACACGUUGUCUAAUCACAAUGGAAGACACCGCCGAGGAGGGCCUGAAGAUGACGUUGCUCGCAUGAUCGAACAAGAAGUACAGUGGUCGAGCGAGGAUGAGGAGGAAGAGAAGAGGGGAGAAACCGGACAGCUGCGUCAUGGCGAGGCAAUGAAAAGCCUGGACGACUUCUUGGACAACGAUGACCCUCCCGAAGCAAAGAGAUACUACGGCAAGCUGCCACUGGUGCAAUCUCAAGACGAGGCUUUCGAUAACGACGCGUGGCGGGCGCAAUGGACCUCACUCGCAGACGUUGAUGCCAGCUUUAUCGGCAAGGAGAUCACUUUUCGCACUCGGAUCCACAUCGUUCGCCAUAUGAGCGCAAAGCUGGCUUUCGUGCUCUUUCGCCAGGAGACCACCACGAUACAAGGCGUGCUCAGGGCAAAAGACGGCGGCGUCUCGGAGAAUAUGGUCCGUUGGGUCGAACACAUGCGACCAGGUUCUAUCGUGGUCGUACGGGCGAAAGUCAAAGAGCCCGAACAGACGGUCAAGAGCGCAAGCGUUUCAAGCGUAGAAUUUGAGAUCGAACAGAUGUAUCUGAUCUCGGCAAGAACGGCUCCUGUGCCCUUCAGUGUAUACGACGCUGACGCGGGGACUGACGGCCACUCCGUAUCCGAUCGGGUCAGGCUCGCCAAUCGCAUACUCGAUUUACGAACACCGUCCACACAGGCAAUCUUCCGAGUUCAGUCGGCUGUUUCCAGGACUUUCCGACACUAUCUGGAGGACCGUGGCUUUCUGGAGAUCCAUACACCAAAGCUCCAAGGCGGCGCUACUGAAGGUGGAGCGGAUGUCUUCAAGCUCGAUUACUUUGGGCGGCCGGCGUUUCUGGCUCAGAGUCCACAGCUUGCCAAACAAAUGUGUAUCUCGGCAGAUUUCCCUCGUGUCUUUGAGAUUGGCCCUGUCUUCCGUGCUGAAAACUCGAACACGCCUCGCCACAUGACCGAGUUCACGGGAUUGGACCUGGAAAUGGCCAUAGAGAGGCACUAUCAUGAAGCGAUGUGGUUGAUUGACGCGACACUCAAGGAGAUCUUUAAAACACUUUAUGACCGCAACAGAAAAGACAUUGAUACCCUGAAAACUCACUUCCCACACGACGACCUGGUCUGGCUGGACGAGACACCGAGGGUCACAUUUGCAGAAGGAGUCAAAUUGCUCAACGAAUCGGGCUGGACCAAUGACGACGGAAGUCAACAAUCUGAGCAUGAUGACUUACCGACGCGAGCCGAACGAAGACUUGGGGAGCUAGUCAAGGAGAAAUACCACACCGAUUAUUAUAUCCUCGACAAGUUCCCUGCCGCCGCUCGUCCUUUCUACACGAUGCCAGAUCCCCAAGACAACAACUUCACAAAUUCUUUCGACUUUAUGGUUCGCGGGCAAGAAAUCCUUUCAGGCGGACAAAGAAUCCACGAGCAUACGCUCUUGAAAGAGCGUAUGGAAGCUCAAGGUAUGGAUCCGGAGGACCUGAAGGAAUAUGUGCAAGCUUUCGAGUGGGUAGCACCGCCGCACGCCGGAGCUGGUAUCGGUCUCGAACGGCUAGUCACUCUUAUCCUGGACCUGGGCAACUUGCGCUACGCGUCCCUGUUUCCUCGCGACCCUAAAAGUUUUCCCGCGAAAAAGGAACCGAACCUGCGACAUCCUGAGGACAGUACUCUGCAACGUCCCAAGGGCCAUCUCCAGCCACUGGAGAACCUGGUGGCGAAUUAUGGCGAUGCCACAAACACUUCGUGGAUGGACGAGAGGUUUCAGGUCUGGCGGGAUGACAAGACUGGCGCCGCAAUCGCUUACGUCCCCACGCACGACCGAGCAAUCGUUGCCGGAAACCCGCUCUGUGAAACGAAACAGCUUGAAGACGUGAUUACCGCAUUCCUGAAGUGGCUUCGGCGAGAGACUCGGCUCCGGCCUCUCUUUAUUCUUGUCGACAAGGAUGUCGAAGAGGUCCUCGGCGACAAGCUGGGAUGGAAGAGCUUCACCAAUGUGGCAGAGCAGCGGGUCAACCUUGCUAACAACGAGCACUUGACCAUCAGCAGCGAUGUCGACCGAAAGAUCAGGCACGCCUCGAAGGAAGGCGUAAAGGUGACUGAAUACGGCAGCGACGUGCCGGAGGACGUGCGCCAACAAGUCGAACAGCGCGUCAAGGAGUGGCAGGACAAUCGAGAGGGCGCACAGGUCCACCUGAGCGUGAUCACUCCGUUCAAGGACGCCUCUCAUCGUCAGUACUUCAUCGCCAAGGACGACGAGGGCAAAAUUCACAGCCUGGUGGUCCUUGCGCAACUCUCACCCCGAUGGGGAGUACAGGUGAAGUGGGCAUUGGACUUUCCCGGAGCGAGCAACGGAGCCAUUGAGUUGACGGUGCAGGCCGCACUCAAAGCCGCAGCAAAGGCGGGCUACAAGACGUGCACAUUCGGCGCGGGCGCAACAGCCAAACUGUCCAGCGAACACAACGUCGGCGGCGCCAAGGCCGCUACACUUGACUCGCUAUACCAGACCCUCGCGGCCAAGUUCAAUCUGGACAAGAAGACGGGCUUCCGGACCAAAUUUAACACCCUCGACGACCCGCUCUUCCUGUGCUAUCCACCCAGAGGAUUGGGGCCGAAGGGUGCCCGAGCUAUCAUCGACUUCUUCCAAGGGGAGGAAUAG